AUGCGUCGAAAAUACCGACUAGUUGUUCUAGGUAGUGGGGGAGUAGGUAAAAGCGCCUUAACAGUGAAGUUUGUUUCCGGAAAGUUUGUGGAAAAAUACGAUCCCACAAUUGAAGAUUUCUAUCGUAAAGACAUUCUGGUUGAUGGUGUUCAUCAUACUCUAGAAAUUUUGGAUACUGCUGGAACAGAACAGUUUUCUUCCCUGAGGGAUUUGUAUAUACGAAAUGGCCAAUGCUUUUUGGUUGUCUAUAAUCUUGCCAGCCGUCAGACAUUCAGCGAUAUACGUAACAUGAGAGACAAUAUAUUGAGAGUAAAGGGUCUACAGCCAGGCUCUGUACAGUCUGUACCUAUAGUUCUCGUUGGAAAUAAAGCUGAUUUGGCACUAAAUGGUCAUCGGGAAAUAGAUCCACAAGAGUCUGAAACACUUGCCGCCCAAUGGUGUUGUCCACAUUUAGAGACGUCUGCAAGAGAUGACGUUGGAGUAAAUGAAGCAUUUUUAGAGGCAGUACGUCAGCUUUUAAUGCUUGAACCGAAACGUCGAACCUUGUGUGUAGUUUUAUAG
Molecule: messenger RNA, 561 nt
Organism: Schistosoma guineensis
Lineage: Eukaryota; Metazoa; Platyhelminthes; Trematoda; Strigeidida; Schistosomatidae
Source: the annotation of a GenBank genome assembly